This is a messenger RNA of Amborella trichopoda, 1134 nucleotides long. RefSeq names its product putative disease resistance RPP13-like protein 3. Gene Ontology annotation, biological process: defense response. Gene Ontology annotation, molecular function: ADP binding. The record is from RefSeq and is a predicted model, not a curated record. NCBI's taxonomy places the organism in Eukaryota, Viridiplantae, Streptophyta, Magnoliopsida, Amborellales, Amborellaceae.
AUGGUGAUCACAGUGAGCCGCAUUUACGAACUUAAACCAAUGGAAGAUAGUGAAGCUUUUGAUCUUUUCUGUAAGAAGGCAUUUCAACAUGAUAGAAUGUGUCCUGAUGAGCUUAGAGACUUGGCAGACGGCCUUGUGGCAAAAUGCGAUGGCCUACCCCUGGCUAUCAUUGUCAUGGGAGGCAUUAUGUCAAGGAAGUCAUUGACAUAUGUGGAAUGGUGGAGGGUUCUUGAAGACCCCCAAUGGGAGGUCCAUGAAGGUGGUGGUCAAAUGAACACUUUUAAGGAGCUUCUUGACAGAAGUAUGCUGCUAUUUGGUGAGGAAACGAAACAAGGCGAUGCCCAUUCUUCCCGAGUUCAUGAUAUCAUAUGUGAGUUUGCACUUCCCAUUGCUAAGGAAGAGAUGUUGGGUGAAUUCUACGGUGGAGAAGGACAAUUGAGUUGCAAGUUCAUGAAAUUGAGAGUAUUGCAUGUGGAAAGUAGUAAAUUGCGAAAGCAUGUGGAAACGUCAUUGAGCCAUGUAACAACUAAUGGAAUAACCUUCAAGUAUCGCGAAGCAACGAGAAGCUUAGAAAAUCUGCAGAUCCGUUAUCAUUUAAAUAUCACUGAUGUAGGUGUGGUUAGAGGACUUUGUUACUUGAGGAGACUCCGUGUGUUACGAAUGAAGUGGGAGAUGAGGGAGUUGUGCUGCUCUGAAUUUGUUGCCUCCAUUAACAAGUUUCGCGAACUCACAAUUUUGCACAUUUGGAUAGCCAGUGCGCUAGAGGACAUAGAUGGAGCGCCUCCUUCGGUUUUUGACCUACAAGCUUUCCAGCCUCCACCAUCCCUAUGGUUUUUGAUUUUAUACAUGCGAAUGCAAAGAAUUCCAAGUGCCCUCACUUCCCACAGUCGCAUCGCUGUAUUAAACUUGAAGGGUACUAAGUUAAGUGAAGACCCAAUUGCUGCCCUCCAAUCCCUUCCUAAUCUAUCCACCCUCAACCUCUCUAAAGCAUAUACAUGCCAAAAAAUAGGAGGUUGUGGCAGGGGAUCAUUUCCCUCACUCAAAAACCUUUCUUUGGGUUCUAUGGAAAAGUGGGGAGAGAUAGAGGAGGGAUCCUUCCCCUGCCUUUCUUACCUGCAUAUUUUCCAAAAUUGA